AUGGAAGAGGAGGACUCAGAAGGAUCCGGAAUUGACAAGACAGCAAGGAAAGGCCCCCAUCCCACCCAGGCUGGGAGUGGUGUUGAGCUCUGGGAAAGAUCUGUGCCAGAGAUCCUUCAUCAGGACACUGAGAUCUCCAAUGUACAUCGCCAACUCUUCCGGCACUCCUGCUACCAUGAAGCUGAUGGGCCCCGAGAGAUUUGCAGCCAGCUCCAUCGACUUUGCAACCACUGGCUGGAGCCUGAGAAGCAUACCAAAAAGCAGAUCCUGGACCAGGUGAUCUUGGAGCAAUUCCUGAGCAUCCUGCCCCCGCCGAUGGAGAGCUGGAUGUGGGGACCCCCCAUGAAGAUGGAAACCAAUACCUGUGAGGCAGAGGGAGUUUUGUCGGAGGAACAGCAGGGGGCUAAGGCCCCGGACCAUGCCCAAAAUGCCGGCCCAUAUAGUAAGGACUCCCCGUACUCAGAUGGGAUCAGGCAGCCAGAGGGCCCCCUUCCCUACCAGCCUGGCAUCAUCUCUGACGAGGGAAUCUGUUUUUUCUUUCAGUCUCUGGCUUCCUUUGAGGAUGUGGCCGUGUAUUUCACGGAGGCAGAGUGGGCCCUGCUGGAUCCGGGUCAAAGAGCUCUCUUCAGAGAAGUCAUGCUAGAGAACUAUGGGAGCGUGGCUUCUCUGGGAGGUGUAGAGGAGACCCUUGGGGAAUUCCAGGACUUCUCUUUGGAAAAAGCCAAGAACGAAGAGGCUGAAGGAAGCUUCAGGGAUGGGGACAGACCACAGAGGCAGGAGGGAAGUCAUGCAGAGAAGAAAAGGGAUACAUCCAUUCCUCACCAAGGAGCGGGUUUCCAAGAGGAAAUUAACAUGUGCUCAGAGUGUGGAAAGAAAUUCAGUCGGAGUAGUGGUCUUCAAAGGCAUCUAAGAAUCCACACAGAGAAACCUUUUGAAUGCAUGGAGUGUGGAAAGAAAUUCAGUCAGAGUAGUGUUCUUCAAAGCCAUCUUAGAAUCCACACAGGUGAGAAACCUUUUGAAUGUUCAGUCUGUGGAGAGAAAUUCAGUCGAAGUGGCAACCUUAAAAAACAUCAGAGAACCCACACUGGAAAGAAACCUUUUGAAUGCUUGGAGUGUGGAAAGAAAUUCAGUCGGAGUAGCAGUCUUCAACGGCAUCUAAAAUGCCACACUGGAGAGAAACCUUUUGAAUGCUUCGAGUGUGGGAAGAAAUUCAGUCAGAGUUACAAUCUUCAACGACAUCUAAAAUGCCACACUGGAGAGAAACCUUUUGAAUGCUUCUACUGUGGGAAGAAAUUCCGUCGGAGUGGCCAUCUUCAGCAGCAUCAAAGAACCCACACUGGGGAGAAACCUUUU
Molecule: messenger RNA, 1353 nt
Organism: Euleptes europaea (tarantolino)
Lineage: Eukaryota; Metazoa; Chordata; Lepidosauria; Squamata; Sphaerodactylidae
Product: zinc finger protein with KRAB and SCAN domains 7-like
Exons: 6
Biological process (GO): regulation of transcription by RNA polymerase II
Molecular function (GO): RNA polymerase II cis-regulatory region sequence-specific DNA binding; DNA-binding transcription factor activity, RNA polymerase II-specific
Source: RefSeq, a predicted model, not a curated record